GAAGCAUAGAUUUACCUUUUGCACAGCAUGCUUAUUCAAACCUAAAAAAUUCUUUUAUAACUGCGAGAACUUCGAGAACAUUAUCUUUGAUACAAAGUAACAAGAAUGCAAGAAAUAUAACGUAUAUAGUUGAUUAUAGAAUAACAUACCUGAGUGACAACAAUCAUGUAUGAAUACGCUUUCGUUACGCUAUUUCGACGAACAAACAAUAGCUGACAGCAUGAAAUAUGUAUAUUUCACACGAGUCUCGAUCUAUUCUAGGUGUGCAGAGUAUUGUAGAAGCGAAUCGUCGAAACCGAAAUCGAGGCGACAGCAGAGCGGUAACGAUCGCGGAAAAUACAGGAUCAUACAGGAUAAUUUGAACACAACUCCGCCAUCUUUACGUUACAUUUCCCGCGAGGCGCGAGUGGCGCUACUUGUCGAGAACGACGCGAAUCGCAAUUUGAAAUCAACGAAGAAGGAAGCGACAUUCGAUUAUCGAAGUAUCGAAAAUGUUCGAGACUGCAAACGAAGUAGGUAGUAUUUACGCCCAGUUGCGCCAACCUAAAGGAGCAUUAAGCCUGUUCUACAAUGUACUUUUCAUUUCCUGUUUUUUGCCUUUUGUUAUUCUUUACAUCUUGUCUUUUUCUUAUCUGGUUUUUUGUUUUAUAUCACUCGAGAUAACAGUUAACGAACUUCGAAAGAAACAAGAAAUACAUAGCAAAAAAUACAAUUGAUAAAACGAUUGCAAAGGAGAAAAAAGCAAAAGUAAAAAGAAACAAAGAACACUUUGUAGAAUAGACUUUAAAGCCGUAAACCGUGUGAAAUUAACCAAUCAUAACUGAUUAUUUUUCAAUUGUGAUUUCAUAUUUAAUUGUGAUUAGGCAAUUCGGCAUACGAUUACCAUAUCAAUAUAAAUGCUUCUUUACUUUAACUUUAAACGAAGCUUAAAACCAUCUCUUUUUCGGCUUUAAAGAGAAAAAGUGAGAGUUUUAAUUCUCGCUUAAAGUCAAAAUAACAUUGCGCAAUCGGGCUUUAAAUAUUUAUUGUCAUAAAUAAAUUGGGAUAUUUUAAUUUAUGCACAAAUAUGUACGAGUGCGUACAUGUAUGAACAACAAAUCAUAUUCAUUAAAAAAAUGACCGAAUUCCGUUUUGAGUCAUAAUGAUUAAAAAAGUUUGAGAUAUUUCAGUAAAUGGGAAAUAGUCGAGAUUAUCGCAAAAAGAAUUGGCGUAAUUAAUUAAUUAACAAUAUAUAAAGAUAAAGACACAUAUAUACCUGGCGAUAUUUCAGCUUCAAUUGAGAAAGUCAAGCAUCUCGCUUUACUUUAGUUCUCUCUUCAAUUUUUCCGUUGAUCUUCGUACGCACAGAAGCGGAUCGCUGGUACAUAUCGAAAUCACAACAAUAAUAUAAUAAACAGAAUGACAUUAUGACAUCGUUCGACGCUCUGUAGAAAAUAUUUACGAUAACUUUUCGCAUAUAUAACGAUAA
Messenger RNA from Acromyrmex echinatior (Panamanian leafcutter ant), 1468 nucleotides. RefSeq lists its product as uncharacterized. The record is from RefSeq and is a predicted model, not a curated record. Lineage: Eukaryota; Metazoa; Arthropoda; Insecta; Hymenoptera; Formicidae.